This is a messenger RNA of Scylla paramamosain (green mud crab), 939 nucleotides long. RefSeq lists its product as uncharacterized. The record is from RefSeq and is a predicted model, not a curated record. Bases 1 to 939 code for a protein of 312 amino acids. The transcript has 4 exons. Lineage: Eukaryota; Metazoa; Arthropoda; Malacostraca; Decapoda; Portunidae.
AUGCGUGAAACAAGUGACAGUCUGAUAACGCCCCGGGAGCAUCGUACCUCAGGCAAAUUGUAUCGUACGCGAGAGUUGGCACUGGAAGGGCUGCAGGGAGGCUGUGUGGGGUGGGAGAGGCGUGGGAGAGGCGUCGGAGAGGAGUGGGAGAGAAGGAGAGGAGAGGCGUGGGAGGAUGCAGACAACGAGAAUGACCUUUGUCGUGUUAUCACCUCCUGCCCUUGUGAUCGAUACCAGGGACACGCCGCGGACACUGAGCCCCCGAGUGACCCCCGCGGCACCCCUGGACACGCCCUUCACCCUCACUUAACCUCAGGGGCGCCAGGGAAAGCCAUCACGGAGAAUCUUCAGGUAUCAAAAGGCAACUCUCACUCUUCCGACUCUCCCAAUAAGGGCGCCAUCACCCCCAAGGCCUUCCUCUCACACGUCCCUUUAAAAGUUGUGCAUUUGCCUAUCACGAGGUGUCCGCGGGAGAGGGCGGGGGGAGUGAGGGGGAGUGAGGGGAGACCCUCCCCGACACUCCCCCAACACACUCUCCUCGACAACUUCUCCCCGACUAGCUCUCCCCGACUUGCUCUCCCCGACAACCUCUUCCCGACAACCUCUCCCCGACUAGCUCUCUCCGACAAUCUCUCCCCGACUAGCUCUCUCCGACAACCUCUCCCCGACACUCUCCCCGACACACUCUCCCGGACAACCUCUCCCCGACAACCUCUACCCGACACUCUACCCGACAACCUCUCCCCGACAACGCCUCCCCGACUAACUCUCCCCGACACUCUCCCCGACGUCUCCCUGACUAGCUCUCCCCGACACUCUCCCCAACACACUCUCCCCGACAACCUCUCCCCGACUAGCUCUCCCCGACAACCUCUCCCUGACAACCUCUCCCCAACACUCUCCCCAACACACUCUCCCCGACAACCUCUCCCCGCCUAG